ACUUGUAUCAAGGCUAAUGGAUGGUGUCCAGGGGAUUGCAUGGCGGGAUAUGGACCCGAGAAGGAAUGCAUAAUGAGAUGCUCAACUGGAAAAUGGGGAGUCAACUGUGCUGAGGAGUGUACAAGACAUUGCAAGACACGGGAUGAAUGUAAGAGGGAAGAUGGUGUUUGCAGUGGUGAUUGUGAACAAAAUUACUAUCCAAAAUACAUUUGUAAUCAAGAGGUUCCCGAGAUAGAUGGUAAACCAGCUUUCAAGAGUCGAGGUGCUGAUUACAUUGAGAUAGAAUGGAGUCUUGUCGAUGAUAAGAGUACAACCAAACGUAAUAUUGCAACUAAUAAAACCUUCAGAGUUGAAUACAAACUUUCAACAGACGAAGAUGAUAAUAUAGAAUGGAUUAACAGUUCUGGGUUAAUGGCAAGAAUUGACAACUUAUCAAAGGAUAGCAGCUU
Molecule: messenger RNA, 449 nt
Organism: Owenia fusiformis
Lineage: Eukaryota; Metazoa; Annelida; Polychaeta; Sabellida; Oweniidae
Source: the annotation of a GenBank genome assembly